This is a messenger RNA of Bubalus bubalis (water buffalo), 4344 nucleotides long. It is a transcript of the gene ZNF385D, whose product is annotated as zinc finger protein 385D. The transcript is spliced from 8 exons. The coding region runs from base 436 to 1596 and encodes 386 amino acids. Gene Ontology annotation, molecular function: nucleic acid binding; zinc ion binding. The record is from RefSeq and is a predicted model, not a curated record. Gene Ontology annotation, cellular component: nucleus. Lineage: Eukaryota; Metazoa; Chordata; Mammalia; Artiodactyla; Bovidae.
GCCGUGCCCGCGGCUCAGAGGCGUGUCGGCGUGCCCCCGGUUCCGAGGAGGACGGGAGGACAGCCCUGGGUGCGCGCUGCCCGAGCUGCUCACAACAGCCUUUCUCCCCAUUCCCGGUUUUCCACCGACCUCCGGCGCCUGGCACGGAAUGCAUAGUCUUUUAAACCUCUGGAGGGCUCGGAGCCGUUAAAUGUGUGUGCAGUUGAGUUGCGUGCCGCGCUGGAAACCUCCCGCAGGUCUCCCCGGAGCCGCCUGCCUUUCGGGAAAGCAUGUUCAGGCUGACUUAGAGCCGGGCACGCCGGGGAGCGAUGUCAGUGUGCUGGGAGCUGAGCGUUUGCACCGGAACGCGGCGCCUGACGGCCGCGGGGACGGCGGAGCCCUGCCCUGAACUGCAAGCCCAGGGUUAGACGGACACCCUGUCCUCCUCCCGGAGCUAUGCUUUCCUUCUGUGGCACAUGCCAGAGCCCCGCUCUCCCAGCCCUGGUCCGGCCGCCAGCCCCGCCUUUGCAACCGUCGCUGGACAUUAAGCCGUUUCUCCCAUUUCCUCUCGACACGGCGGCCGCAGUCAACCUCUUCCCCAAUUUUAAUGCGAUGGACCCGAUUCAGAAAGCUGUAAUAAAUCAUACUUUCGGGGUUCCUCUUCCUCAUCGAAGAAAGCAGAUCAUUUCGUGCAACAUUUGCCAGUUGAGAUUUAAUUCUGAUAGCCAGGCUGCGGCCCACUACAAAGGCACGAAACAUGCCAAGAAGCUCAAAGCACUGGAAGCCAUGAAAACUAAGCAGAAAUCUGUCACUGCCAAGGACAGCGCAAAGACUACCUUCACCUCCAUCACUACCAAUACCACCAAUUCCAGCUCUGACAAAACAGAUAGUACCACAGGGACACCAGCAAUAUCAAUGACAACUGUGGAAAUUCGCAAAAGCAGUGUUAUGACAACGGAGAUCACCUCUAAAUUGGAGAAGAGCCCCACCACAGCCAGCAGCAACAGCUCCUGUCCUUCCACGGAGACUGAGGAAGAAAAGGCCAAGAGGCUGCUGUACUGUUCCCUCUGCAAGGUUGCUGUCAACUCCGCCUCCCAGCUGGAGGCCCACAACAGUGGUACCAAGCACAAAACGAUGCUAGAAGCUCGGAACGGAAGUGGGGCUAUCAAAGCCUUCCCCAGGGCAGGUGUGAAAGGCAAAGGCCCAGCGAACAAGGGAAAUACAGGCCUGCAGAACAAAACGUUUCACUGUGAAAUCUGUGACGUGCACGUCAACUCGGAGACACAGCUGAAACAGCACAUUAGCAGUAGAAGGCACAAAGACAGAGCUGCUGGGAAGCCCCCGAAACCUAAAUACAGCCCUUACAACAAACUGCAGAAGGCUGCGCAUCCGCUGGGGGUGAAGCUGGUCUUCUCCAAGGAGCCGUCCAAGCCGCUGGCGCCGCGCCUGCUGCCCGGGCCGCUGGCCGCCGCCGCGGCCGCCGUGGCCGUGAGCUCGCCGUUUGGGCUGCGGGCCGCGCCCCCCGCGCUGCUGCCGGCGCUGCCCCCCGCGCUGCUGCGGCCGGCGCCGGGGCCCAUGCGCAGCGCGCACGCGCCGGUGCUCUUCGCGCCCUACUGAGCGCGCGGCCGGCCUGCAAUAACUCCCAAACCACACGCCGAACAGAGAACUAUGCAGCGUUUAUUUAUAGUUUAAAGUAUAUCUGAAGAGCCAGGACUUUUGAUAGUGAACUGAAAAGAUUAUGGAAAAGAUGAAGGAAAAAGAGGGAGGUCUGGGGGCGGGCGGGAGGGGCGGUAUUGUCUCCAAAUUAAAGCAUUCCUCUUGAACAUUGCGUGUUUUAGAAGUGAUCUCCAGCCUUGACUGUAGUGGCACCUAGAACCUCCGAAGCCUUUGUGACACGCCUUUUGGGCGCCUGUUUCCCCCGCAUUGUCUUUCCUGCUUUAUGAGACAACUAUACAUUGUCUGAGGGCAUUAACUGGUUCCAGUGUGUAUAUAAAUAAUCAUAUACUCUGUAGAUUAAAAUAAUGCAAAAAAAAAAAGAAAAAAAACACACAAAAAACAAAAGCAACACUGUGAAUCGUAGAACCCGUGGUCCUCUUGCUCUGACAGCAAUUCCUGGGUAUUCAUCCCAACUAAGGUAGGUGCAGUAGACGUCUGGUAGAACAGUAGUGCUGUGUCUCAGUCUAUGCCACUAGGUUCUCGAGAAUUGCAGAAGGUAGAACGAACAACUGUUUCAUGCCAGUAAGCAGUCAACAGAUAAACACCACCAUCUGGUGUGGUGAAGGUCCCCAGCUCACCCUCUCCCGUCCUGCCCACCCUGGAGAUGACUUUCAGUCCAGAACAAAUGAACAGGGCUGACUUAGAAUAGAGGUGGGAGAGACUAAUAAAAAUAGUUUCUCACAGAGUGCUUUCCCCCCACACUAAGGCAGUGUUGCUGGAAACAGAGUGUUUUUCAAAUGCUUAUAUCUGAAAACAGGUAAACCCAUGCAUCAUGGGGGUCCAGAAAGAAACCAGUAUGACUGUUCUGUUUCGAGGAUGAGGGACAAUCCUAACCCAGCAUGAUAAUGCAAAGUACAGAUUUUUCACAUUAGUACGUAUCCACUAAAAACAAAGAAUAUUACACCUCUGCAAUAUCCCCUUUAUAUCAUACCAGUAGGGUUGUCUCUUAGGCAAAGUUUUCUGCUUUGACUAUGAUGGUAGACAUUAGCUAUUGUUGGUGGGUUUUUCUUUUUUUUUUCCUAUAUUUCCUACUGACAUGAUAUAAACAAGUAAUAUAUAUAUUUAAAUAUUAGAAAAAACAAAGAAAAAUGAAUCUGCGUUCAUUUCAGACCAGGGGUAUAGAGUUAAAAAAUACUGUUAUGUUGCACUUGGCCAUCAUUUCUCUAGUGGAGUUGUGAAAUACCAACAGCCUUCAGUAUUCACCAUAAGGCUGAAAGAAGUUGAUGUUUUACCUUUAAAACAAGAUUUAUCAGGGGUAUAUAUAAAUAUAUGUAUAUUGUAUAUAUGUUAGAAAGUUUAAGAGUAUAACUUAUAAAAAGAAAAUCUAUAUAAAAUAAUUAUAUAUCCAUCCCGUGUUACAUGUUAUCAUUAAGUUGGUAACAAAUGGCAUAAAAAUAGCUGUGCCUUUAAUUCGUGGUAAAGGCUAUUUGCUUUUUCCCAUAGAAAGCUAACAUAUACCUAUCACCUAUGAUGGGGUUUGAUGCAGCCAGUCUGUUGCAUUAAUAAGAAUAAUGACACUCAAACUUCAAACAAUGGAAACGUGUACAAAUCCACUCUACCAGAUUUAGGUUUAGAGAAAAAACAUAUUUUUGAAGAGGUUUUGUAGAGAACUAUUUAAAAAUAUACAGAAAGGCUGAGUAUGGCCUUCCUGAAACUGCUCUUAUCUAAAAUGUAGUAGACUUUUGAGCGUCUAAAGAUGCAAAGUGAAACCGUUAGAGAGAUGGGUGUUUAGCAUUUGUCAUUUUAUAUUUAAGAAACUCCUGUGGCGUGCUUGGUGCUCAACAUUUAACAUGGUCUUUGGAGUUCUUCUCCGCCACCCAGCUAAAUACAUUUGUCAUAUAAACACAUCUUUAAAGCAGUUGACUUUGUAUAUCUUUUGUUAAACAACCGACCAAAAGCAAAAAGGAAGAAAGGAGAGAAGGAAGGAAAGAAGGGAAAGAAGAAAAGAGAAAGUGUUCCAUCAGUCUUUGGUAAAAGGGAUUUCGAACCAUAUCUCUUAUGCCUAAACAUGUUGAUUAGGACUGGAACCUGUUUUUGAGAGCGUCUGGUGAUAACGCGUCUGCCAGCACCUCUACUUUCUGGUCUUAGCGAGCAUUUUCUUUGCUUCACCCUCAGAGCCCCCUGUUCAGCCAGGUGGAGAGUUAGCUCAUGUGUUUUGUUCUUUGGGUCUGUCUGUAUCUUGCGUGACAAGUUUUGGACAGUCUUGACCUUUAGUUUCUGCUUUGUCAGAUAUUUUCACUGUUCACGCUGUCAGCCCGAAUCCCUGUCCAACAGCAUUCACGCCUCUAAAGCCUCCCCUUCUGUUGGAGAACACAGUGUUGAUCGAUGCAGCCUCCCUGCAGUGAACUCUGCUGUCCUUCCCCGUUCUCACCAAAGUGGAGGAGCCGGUCCACCCAAAGUCAGGGCCUGUGCAAUCGAGGAGUCCUGGAUCACGAGACGUGACUGACUUUAAUGAUUUGCUGGGAGACAAAUAAAUCAGCCAUAUUUUCUCCAUCAGCCAUAUGAGAAACCUCAGAAACACCUAAAUCCCUUCAGCCUCACUUCACUAUGGAACCAUUUUGUUUAAAUGGUCUUUAAAGUUGGAGUUGUAAUCAUCCGUUGUCUUUACUCGCUACCUAAUAAAGGAUGAAGCCUAACCAUAGAACUUAA